CACAACACACCCACAAAAAAACACAUAAAACAUACACAAAAUAAAAGCAAAAAAAAAUUAAAAACUUGGAUAAACAAUAAAAAAUAAAUAAACCAUCAAAAAAUCCAAAAAAAAAAAACUUACAAUGGCCCAAGAACCAGAGUCCACGGAGGUAGUCAUGCAAGUUGUCGAAUCCACCGAAAAAGCAGAAAAUCUACAAGAUACCGAAAAUGUACCUGUGGUCAUGCCACCAGAUUCAGCUGCGGUGCCUGAAGAAAUCCCCAAGACGGUGGAAGAUUCCCAACCCAUAACCGAAGAACCAAUUGUGCAGGAGGCUGCGGAGCCAACGACUGAACUGAAUGAAGACAAGGGAGUGACAGAGGCAACCCAAGAAACAGAAGCCACUGAACCCAUAGCCCACGAAACCACUGCACCCGAAGGGGAGCCAACGGAAGGUCAGGAUGAUCUUUCACCAGAAGAAAGGUCGAAAAAAGAGCGAAAGGAACGUAUGAAGAAUUUUGCCAGCACUCGAUUUAGGAUAUCGGAAGCCCCAGUACGCACAAUUAGCAUGACAGAUGAUUACGUCCAAGAUAAAGUUGAGGAAGAAGAGCAGAAAACAGGUUCAGCGGUGAACUUUGAUGAGCCGAGCCAGGAUGAUAAUUUGGAGGAGAGUGAUCACACCGACGAUUCAGAGGACGAUCUGUUUCAGAAAAUUCAGGCACAUAAAAUGGUUGAGCUAUUUCCGGUGCAUGGCUUCUCAAAUCCAUCGGAUAAUCAAAACAUAUUCUAUAAGGAUCCAAAGUAUGACGAUUUUGACGAUACGAUGAGUGUGGCUGCCAUGAGCGUUAUAUCGUCUGGAACAUUGGCUCCGACAGAUCCCGAUACUGUUCAAUUGAAAAGCAACUUUCUGAAGUAUUUCGAUGUGCCCAGUCUGUCAGAUAUAUCGGAGGAGCACGAUCCGAUUGAGCAGCUAACGAAUGUCAAGUCCUCGACAAGCGACCUGCUGGAUCAGGGCGCCUUCGUGGACCCUACACAGGAGUUCGACUCCAGUUCCAAGUCGACAAUCGAAUCUGUUGUUGAUAUAGAAAACGAACAGCAGGAUGACUUCGUAGCUCCUGAUAGUCGGGACGGCUCCUCCAUUAUAUCCGACAUACCUGACUUCGCCGAACUUCCAGAAAAGCCUGCUCCUACGGAAAAGGUCGUUACAAUAGAGGAUUUUAAUGCCUUGCCAAGGGUUGGCUUCGAAGAUGUCGAAGAUGAGCCCGAUCCAAGCAUCCCACUGGCUUAUGAGAUUAAGAUGGCGGUCCAGGAUUUAUUAAGAGAUAUUUUACAUGAGGCGACUAUCAAGUCGGAUUACCAGGACCAAGAGAACGUGCUCCGUGCGAAACUCGACAAGACAAAACUAUUAAUAGAGCUCCAGAAAGUCACAGAUGCAUAUAUGUAUGAGAAGUACACCAAUGACAUGGUGGGUAGCCGCCUCGUCGAGUAUUACAAACGCAGCCGUAACAACCGGGCAUUCGCCACUUUGUCGGCGGAAAAUGAAAAACGAUACCAUGCCCGCUAUAUCCAAGCCCUGGCCCUUCUCGACAGCUUAAAGGAGCGGUUGGACGUGGCCAAGCACAAGCAUGCCAUCCAGAUGAACAGAGUCAUCCUAGACCUUCACUCCGCACAGAGCGUUGCUUCGAUCACGGAGGAACAACUGGAGCAUUUGUUCCACAAAUACCUAGAUCGGCCGGACUGCGAUAAUCUGCGACGCAUGGUAUCUCGUGAGCUAAGGCUCAUGUCUGCCAAACGGAACGAAAUCAGUGACACUAGACUGUUCCUAAUCACCAGAAAACACACCAUGGCUCACAUAUUGGAUAAAAUCACGCUUCUAGACACACUGAGUGACACAGUAAGCAUCAAGGAUUAUAUAGCGGUACAAAAUGAAGUAUUAUCCCUACAAAAGAAAAUCGAAGAACGCAGCGUUGAAUUGAAAAGGAUACGCACCCAAUUCCUCAUGGAUAUUCAUCUCAUCCGGCACAAUCAGGAGAAAGCUAUGGCCCUAAGGGAAAAGUUUGAUCUACACCAGGACUUGCUGAAGAACGCCAUCACCCAGCAGGUCGCCCUUAGAACAAAUCUCUAUGAAGCCAAAUUGGAGCGCACCAAGAUGCGCCAGAUGUCCAAGGAUCUGACUUUUCAGGGCGGCAUCCUGGCAAUGCCAUCGCUGAUGUACGACUUUGACAAGACCGUAGAGCGAUUGAAGGAGAAGCAAGAAUCUGUGGCCAAGCUCAGGGAGACCAUGAAGUCACUCCAACGUCGCGUUAGCAACGUCGAAGGAAGAAGUAUAUAGAUAGUCUGUAAAGCGAAAUAAAAACUUAUUCAUGUCACUAA
This is a messenger RNA of Drosophila eugracilis, 2352 nucleotides long. RefSeq lists its product as uncharacterized. Gene Ontology annotation, biological process: cilium assembly. Gene Ontology annotation, cellular component: axoneme; ciliary basal body. The transcript is spliced from 3 exons. Lineage: Eukaryota; Metazoa; Arthropoda; Insecta; Diptera; Drosophilidae. The record is from RefSeq and is a predicted model, not a curated record. Bases 125 to 2311 code for a protein of 728 amino acids.